Messenger RNA from Panthera uncia (snow leopard), 6839 nucleotides. It is a transcript of the gene FAM135A, whose product is annotated as family with sequence similarity 135 member A. Bases 1002 to 5630 code for a protein of 1542 amino acids. Lineage: Eukaryota; Metazoa; Chordata; Mammalia; Carnivora; Felidae. The record is from RefSeq and is a predicted model, not a curated record. The transcript has 22 exons.
UCGCUCUCUCAAACUGCUUUUGGUGUUUUGAGGUUUUGUUUUGUUUUUGUUUUUUGCUUUUUCAUAGCCUCUUCAGUCUGUUUUACUUUUCAUUAUAUCUCUGAAGAGUUAGUUGUCUCUUGUGCUUUCUACCUAAGCUAGGUAUCCUCUCAGUAUUCUUAAUUCAGCUUCCAAUUUAAUAAAAUCUCUUUUAUCUCUUUUCUUCCCUCACUGGGAAUAUCAUCAAAAGAGUGACAGUAGCAAUAAACGUCUUAUAUUUACUGAUUGAACCUUUAAUUUCUAAGAAUUACGUUUAUAUGUCAGAAGAAGUAAGUUUAAUAUAGACUUGAUGAAAGUAUAAAGGGUUAAGAUUUGUUAAAGGCUGAUCUACAAACAUAAGGUUAAAAUUUGGAAAUUUUGUUGCCCUUCAGUAAAUACAGUUGUCCAAGAGCUGACCUUAAAUGAAAUUUAACAAAUUUUAUUUUAGAGAAUUCGUUAAUUUGCUAUUUUAUAUAUUUACUAUUGCAACUGAUUGCAUCAUUUUCUUGAGGGUCUCUCUUCUCUUUAAUAAAUGCAUAUAAUUUCUACUAAUUUAAGAAUAGGUGUAAUGUGCCUACUGAAUGAAAAAUAUGUGAGAAUAGAAGUAUUAAAUUUUUGAAUUGGGCAAAAGACCUUUCUAACCAGUGUUGGAGCCCCCACCAUUUAAUUUACAUAAAACCGCUCUGUUUAAGUAAUGGUGUAGUAUUUUAUUUUGAAGGCAUCUGCUGAAGCAGUUACUUUCAGUGAAGUUUGCCUUUAUUCUAGGGUUGAAGAUCAACUGGAUUAUGUAUUUCAUUCUGGAAUCUCAAAGCAGUCCACAAACAGUAAAUUCUUCCUUACAUUGUCUAUGUCAGGGGGAACAAUAUAUUUUCAAUAAGAAUCAGUAACUGGAAGUACAAGUUUGGUUAUUUAAUAAUGUUAAAAUGAAGCUUUAACCAACAGAGGUGCUGUCACCAGAUUUGUCUUCUGAGUAUAAAUUGAAAAUGACUGAAGUUCAAGCAAUGGUAGAAUUCUCUGUGGAGCUAAACAAGUUCUACAAUGUGGAUUUAUUUCAGAGAGGUUUUUACCAGAUACGUGCAUCUAUGAAAAUUCCACCAAGAGUUCCUCACAGAGUAGAAGCUAGUUUGUUACAUGCAGCAGGUAUGACUUUAGCCUUUCCAGCUUCAGUUCAUGAUUCUCUGAUUUGCAGUAAAACAUUUCAAAUUCUAUAUAAAAAUGAGGAGGUUGUUUUAAAUGAUGUCAUGAUCUUCAAAGUUAAAAUGUUGUUGGAUGAAAAAAAGAUUGAAGAAACCCUUGAAGAAAUGAAUUUUCUGUUAUCUUUGGAUCUACACUUCACAGAUGGAGAUUAUUCGGCAGACGACCUGAACACCUUGCAGCUAAUAAGUAGCCGAACACUGAAGCUGCACUUCAGCCUCCAUAGAGGCCUUCAUCAUCAUGUUAAUGUUAUGUUUGAUUAUUUCCACCUCUCUGUUGUGUCUGUUACAGUCCACGCAUCAUUGGUUGCACUGCACCAGCCACUAAUAAGCUUUCCUCGCCCUGUGAAGACAACUUGGCUAAAUAGAAAUGCACCAGCACAAAACAAAGAUUCUGUGAUUCCUACUCUUGAAAGUGUGGUCUUUGGUAUAAACUACACAAAACAGUUAUCACCAGACGGUUGCAGCUUCAUCAUUGCAGACUCCUUCCUACAUCAUGCGUAUCAUUUCCAUUAUACACUUUGUGCCACUUUGCUGCUAGCCUUCAAAGGAUUGCACAGCUACUUCAUUACGGUAACAGAAGAGAUUCCCUCUUGUCAGAAACUAGAACUGGCCAAGGCCAACAUGCAGGUCCUUUAUGAGCGCCUUCUCAGAAGAAAACAGCCACGAACCCAGAAAGACACCUGUCUAGAGGAAAUGGAUGUAGAAGCUCGACUUACUGAACUAUGUGAAGAAGUUAAGAAAAUAGAAAAUCCUGAUGAACUGGCAGAACUUAUAAAUAUGAAUCUUGCACAACUUUGUUCCCUUCUCAUGGCUUUAUGGGGUCAGUUUCUGGAAGUUAUAACACUACAUGAAGAACUAAGACUUUUAUUAGCACAAGAGCACCAUACUUUGAGGGUACGCAGAUUUUCUGAAGCAUUCUUCUGUUUUGAACAUCCAAGAGAAGCAGCCAUUGCAUACCAGGAACUUCAUGCUCAGAGUCAUCUACAGAUGUGCACCGCUAUCAAAAAUACUUCCUUCUGCAGUUCUCUUCCACCUCUACCUAUUGAAUGUAGUGAACUAGAUGGAGAUCUCAAUUCAUUACCUAUAAUCUUUGAAGAUAGGUAUUUAGAUUCAGUUAUUGAAGACUUAGAUGCACCCUGGAUGGGAAUUCAGAAUCUUCAGAGAUCAGAGUCCAAUAGAAUGGAUAAAUAUGAGACUGAAGAAAGCUCUAUAGCUGGACUUUCUAGCCCAGAGUUGAAAGUCAAACCUGCUGGUGCCUCCAGUUUUUGGUAUACAGAAGGUGAAAAGCAGCUAACAAAAUCUCUAAAAGGAAAGAACGAAGAAUCGAAUAAAUCCAAGGUUAAGGUUACUAAGCUCAUGAAAACAAUGAAACCUGAAAACACAAAAAAAUUAAUAAAACAGAACUCUAAGGAUUCUGUGGUUUUGGUAGGCUACAAAUGCUUGAAAAGUACAGCAUCAAAUGAUCUCUUUAAAUGCUUUGAAGGCAAUCCUUCACAUAGUCAGAAGGAAGGUCUGGAUCCCACAAUAUGUGGAUAUAAUUUUGACCUAAAGACCUACAUCAGACAGACAAGUCAAAAGGAAGCUAGCUUUUUGCCAACUAAUACAGAGAGAACUGAACAAAAGUCUCCAGACAUUGAAAAUAUGCAACCAGACCUGUUUGAUCCUUUGAGCUCUGGCAGCCUAAAUCUUUGUGCAAAUUUGUCCAUUUCAGGUAAACUUGAUAUCUCCCAGGACGAUAGUGAAAUUACACAAGUGGAACACAAUGUGACAUCUAGAAGUUCAUCUGACGAUUGCCCUGAUCAUCAAACAGCCCCAUCUGCAGGAGUCAGAACAAUUGAAGUGAAGCCCUGUAAUAAGGAUCCUUUCAGUGGAGAGAAAAUAACUGUUAAAAUAGGACCUUGGACAGAGCUUCGACCAGAUGAACUAUUUGUGGAUAAUUUACACCUACCCAACUUUGAGUCCUUAGAAUCUAAUGGUAAAUCUAAAUCUAUAGAAAUAACACUUGAAAAGGAAGCUGUGCAGGAUGCAAAGUGCCAUUCUAUUGGAGAAUCAUUAGCUAAGUUAAGAAGUAACCAACCUGCUUCUUCUACAAAAGAAUACCAUGUUGUAGUAAGUGGAGAUACAAUUAAGUUACCAGAUAUUAAUGCCACAUAUGCCUCAUCUAGAUUUUCAGAUUCAGGUGUUGAAAGUGAACCAAGUUCUUUUGCAACACAUCCAAAUCCUGACGUAUUUGAGACUGUGCAAGGGCAAGGUCCUUACAAUAACGAAAGAUUAUUUCCUCAAGUUUUGAUGAAACCUGAUUAUAAUGUAAAAUUUUCAUUAGGAAGUCAUUGUACUGAGAGUACAAGUGCUUUAAGUGAAAUACAGUCAUCUUUGACAUCCAUAAACUCUCUACCUUCUGAUGAUGAACUGUCACCUGAUGAAAAUUCUAAGAAACCUGUUGUGCCUGAAUGCCACCUAAGUGAUAGCAAAAGUGUAUUAAACGUAGGAACAGUUGACUUGCCAAAAUAUGACGAUAGUAAAAAGUCCAGUAUUAUUUUGCAACAGCAGAGUGUCAUAUUUUCAGGGCAUUUGGACAAUGAAACUAUAGCAAUACAUUCCAUAAAUUCAAGCACUAAAGACCCUUUACAAUUUGUUUUUUCAGAUGAAGAUACUUCCUGUGAUGUGAAAAGUAGUUGCAGCUCCAAACCUAACUUGGACACUAUGUGUAAAGACUCCCAGAGUCCUGAUAAAUCUAAUAACUCUGCAGGGACACCAAUUACGUUAAAUUCAACACUGGUUUGUGUAGGUGCCCCUUGUGUCGUUUCAGGUUCCAUUUCUACUAAUACAGAAGUUAGAAAAGAUGAAACUGUAAAAAGAAAAAAUGAUGAUACCUUAAAUCUCAAACAAAUAAAUUCAGAAGCCCAAACAGUUAAAAAUGAAACUCACCUGGGUACAAGUGAUCCUUUUUCAGCCAGUCCUGAUAUGGUUAAACAAGGGCUUGUGGAAAAUUAUUUUGGCUCUCACAGCAGUGCGGAUAUUUCUGACACAUGUGCUGUUAGCUAUAGCAACUCAGUUAGCCCUCAGAAGAAAACUUCUGAAAAAGAAAUUAGUAAUCUUCAUCAGGAACAGGGUAAAGAGGAUGAGGAGGAAGAACAGGAUCAGCAAAUGGUUCAAAAUGGGUAUUAUGAAGAAACAGAUUAUUCAGCUUUGGAUGAAAAAGUAAAUGCUCACUAUACAAACAGAGAUGCACUGGAAGAAGAAAGACUUAUAAAAUCUGAAAAACUAAACAGUGAUUAUCUAAAAGAUGGUAUAAAUAUGCCUGCUGUCUGUACUUCUGGUUGUUUGUCCUUCCCAUCUGCACCACGAGAGUCUCCUUGUAGUGUUAAGUAUUCUUCUAAAAGUAAAUUUGAUGCUAUUACAAAACAGCCAAGCAGCACUUCUUACAACUUGACUUCAUCAGUUUCCUGGUAUGACAACUCACCAAAACCUCAAAUACAAGCCUUCCUUCAGGCAAAAGAAGAAUUGAAGCAACUUAAACUCCCUGGGUUCAUGUACAGUGAUAUCCCUCUGUUGGCAUCCUCAGUCCCUUAUUUUAGCAUGGAAGAAGAGGAUGGUUCUGAAGAUGGAGUACAUCUUAUUGUCUGUGUGCAUGGGUUGGAUGGUAACAGUGCAGAUCUCCGAUUAGUGAAAACUUACAUUGAACUUGGACUGCCUGGGGGAAGAAUUGAUUUUCUUAUGUCUGAGAGAAAUCAGAAUGAUACUUUUGCUGAUUUUGAUAGCAUGACUGAUCGCCUUCUAGAUGAAAUAAUACAGUAUAUUCAGAUAUAUAGUCUAACAGUCUCAAAAAUAAGCUUUAUUGGACAUUCGUUGGGCAAUUUAAUAAUCCGUUCAGUGCUUACAAGGCCAAGGUUUAGAUAUUACCUCAACAAACUUCAUACCUUUUUAUCUCUUUCUGGACCUCAUCUUGGUACACUCUACAAUAGCAGUGCUCUUGUUAAUACAGGUCUGUGGUUUAUGCAGAAAUGGAAAAAAUCAGGUUCUCUUUUACAACUGACAUGUCGAGAUCAUUCAGACCCCCGCCAAACUUUCUUAUACAAGCUUAGUAAUAAAGCAGGGCUUCACUAUUUCAAAAAUGUUGUGCUAGUGGGAUCUCUACAGGAUCGCUACGUUCCUUAUCACUCUGCCCGUAUUGAAAUGUGUAAAACCGCUUUAAAGGACAAACAGUCAGGACAGAUCUAUUCAGAAAUGAUCCACAACUUGCUUCGCCCAGUUCUGCAAAGCAAGGACUGUAACUUGGUUCGAUAUAAUGUCAUCAAUGCAUUGCCCAAUACAGCUGAUUCACUCAUUGGGAGAGCUGCACAUAUAGCUGUUCUUGAUUCGGAAAUAUUUUUAGAGAAAUUCUUUCUGGUUGCUGCCCUCAAAUAUUUCCAAUAGGAUAAAAACAUUGUUAGAGACUUGAUAAUUACCUCAUUCAACAAUGAUUCAAAUAAUGUAUUAUAUUAAGCUGUAGAUGCUGAUAGUUCUAAGACUAUUUAUACCUUUUUGUAUGGAAGAUAAUUUAUAUCAUCCAUGUUUAGAGCUUUUUAAACAUCAACUUUACUUUCUAGGUAAUGUGGCUGUGCAAUAUUUUUUUAAUUUUAUCUUUUUACUUUUCUAUUACUUUUUCAUAUAUUUUGCUACAUAAGUAUUUCAGUGAAACUUUAAGCCCAUAUGUAUAUCUGAUUGUUUAUUAUUGGCUUUCCACAAUUCUCACAUCGGACACAUCAUAUUAAAGGCCAUUAUCACUAGAAUAGCAUGAGAUUUUAAAUUUUCUAGUAUUGGGGUAUUAUUUAGUUAAUUAUAAAUUUUACUUUUAACAUUUUACUAUGUUUUAACUGGAAAUAAAACUAUGGCUGCUAAAGUAUAUUUUUUGAAGAAAUCAACUCUAGCCCAGUCAAACCAGGUAGUUCCUAGAUGACAUGUUAAAAAAGUUUUCUAGAAAAGUCAUUAUUACUAUUGCUAUUAAACAUAUGUCAUGCCUAUUAAAAUAUAUUUUCUACUGGUGAUUUCAACAUUAUUUCUCAUACUGACUUUUAUUACUGGAACUUUUCAUGUUCAUGUUAGCAGCAUCUAGAGAUUUUUGAAUGUUUGAAUGCCCUCUGCGUAGAUUUGGUUGGAAUUUUGCUAAAUUUGGUAGUGUUGCUUGAACUUUCUGACUAUAUUUCUUUAACUUUUUUCAUGGACUUUCUUGUAUGUACAUAGUAAGUGUUGAAAUUUAUGAAAUACUUUUAUGAAUUUAGAUAAUUUUUAAAUAUUAAAAUUUGUUGAACUAAAAAGUAAUGUAAAUAAAAUAAUUCAUGUUAAAAAUGGAACAAAAUAAUUACAUGUUUGGGGAUACAGAUGCAAAUGUUUUUGAUAUAUGGAGAUGUUUAAGUCUUUUGACUUUACUAAAGGUGCUGAAUAGCAUUAAAUUCACUAUUUUCCUUUCCUGUUUUACUUGUGAAAAUAAUAAUGCACUAAGGGUGGAUAGAAGGUCUGUUUGCAUCCACCAGUUGUGGUGGACAGAGGUUUUUGUAAGUAUGUGUUGUAUAAUUGAUGCAUGUUUUAUUUUUAGCAUUGUGUUAAUGCCUCUGAUGUUAAUAAAUGAACAAAUGACUAUCUGGA